Gossypium arboreum is the source of this 3114-nucleotide messenger RNA. Its product is annotated as exocyst complex component SEC3A-like. Gene Ontology annotation, cellular component: exocyst; plasma membrane. Gene Ontology annotation, biological process: Golgi to plasma membrane transport; exocytosis. The coding region runs from base 162 to 2912 and encodes 916 amino acids. Lineage: Eukaryota; Viridiplantae; Streptophyta; Magnoliopsida; Malvales; Malvaceae. The record is from RefSeq and is a predicted model, not a curated record. Gene Ontology annotation, molecular function: phosphatidylinositol-4,5-bisphosphate binding. The transcript has 26 exons.
AAUUAAAAGAAAAAGAAACGCAACCGGUUUUCCUCUUCAUUUUGUUGGUUUGUGUCCGUUAACCGUUAAUUACUUUUUUUUUUUUUUUAACAUUUCCUCUCUUUGAGAUUGGGCACCAGGGAAAGCUCGCAUAGGAAGGAGAGGGUUGAAACAAAACCGAAAUGGCGAAAUCGAGCGCCGAUGACGAGGAGCUAAGGCGAGCUUGCCAAGCUGCAAUCGAAGGUUCGAAGCAGAAGAUCAUGAUAUCAAUUCGCGUAGCUAAACGCCGCGGGAUAUGGGGCAAAUCUGGCAAAUUGGCCAGCUACAUGGCUAAACCUAGAGUCCUUGCUCUUUGCUGUACGUCUUUUCGAAUUGUGCUAAACACGAUGUUGAACUACUGGCGAAAGAUAGUAAAAUUGUGCACAACCGAUAGGACAGCUCGAAUUCAAGGAAUAAAAACUAUACUUCUUAAAGUGAAAUCAGAAGGUCACAAAAAACAAGCAUUUCUGCGAGUAUUGAAGUAUUCUAGUGGAGGAGUUAUUGAGCCUGCUAAGUUGUACAAGCUGAAGCAUCUUUCAAGGGUGGAGGUUAUAACUAAUGAACCCAGUGGAUGUACUUUUACUAUGGGAUUCGAUAACCUCUCAAGUCAGAGUGUUGCUCCACCUCAAUGGACCAUGCGCAACAUUGAUGACAGAAACCGCAUUUUAUUCUGCAUUUUAAACGUCUGUAAAGAAGCAUUUGGUCGUCUCCCCAAAGUUGUUGGUAUAGAUGUUGUGGAGAUGGCUCUUUGGGCUAAGGAAAAUAAACCCUCAGUUAUUACCCAAAAGAAUCAGCAAGCUGGCCAUGGUCCAGUUUCUACUAGAGUAGCAGAAAGUGACUUGAAGGUGACUGUUGAAAAGUAUCUUAUCUCCACUGCAGAGGAAGACGACAUGGAGGCCCUUUUGGGCAGUUAUGUCAUGGGAAUUGGUGAAGCUGAGGCAUUUUCUGCAAGAUUGAAGCGAGAGCUUCUUGCUCUGGAAGCAGCAAAUGUGCAUGCCAUGUUGGAAAGUGAGCCUUUAGUUGAAGAGGUAUUGCAAGGGCUUGACGCGGCAACUCAUUGUGUUGAUGACAUGGAUGAAUGGUUAGGCACAUUCAAUGUUAAAUUACGACACAUAAGAGAAGAUAUUGAGUCGAUAGAAACUCGUAACAAUAAGUUAGAGAUGCAUUCUGUAAAUAAUAAAGCACUCAUCCAAGAACUUGAUAAGCUUCUUGAACGAUUAUGUGUCCCUUCUGAGUAUGCAACAUGUAUGUCAAGAGGAAAGUUUGACGAGGCUCGCAUGACUCAAAAUAUUGAAGCAUGUGAGUGGUUAACAGGAGCUUUACGGGGCAUUGAAGUUCCUAACUUGGAUUCCACUUAUGGAAACAUGCGAGCUGUUAAAGAGAAGCGGGCAGAACUCGAAAAAUUAAAAGCUACAUUUGUCCGGAGAGCUUCUGGUUUCUUGAUAAAAUACUUUGCCAAUUUGGUGGACUCUGUGAUGAGUGACAAAAACUACUUCUCUCAGCGGGGACAGUUGAAGCAACCUGAUCAUGCUGACUUGCGAUAUAAAUGCAGGAUAUAUGCUCACCUUCUGCAACAUUUAAAGAGUCUUGAUAAAAAUUGCUUGCUUCCUUUGAGGAAAGCUUAUUGUAGCUCCCUUAACUUACUUCUGCGCCGAGAGGCUCGUGAAUUUGCCAAUGAACUUCGUGCCAGUACAAAAGUAUCAAUAAGUCCAACUACUUGGCUGGAAGGUUCCCCAGGUGGCAAUCAAAUUGGGAAUAGUACAGACACUUCUGCACUCUCCGAUGCUUAUAUCAAAAUGUUGACGAUUUUCAUUCCAUUACUUGUAGAUGAGAGUUCUUUCUUAGCACACUUCAUGUGCUUUGAAGUUCCUGCACUUGUUCCCCCAGGAGUUGGUGCUAAUGGUAAUAAAAGAGGAUCCAAUGAUGAUCUGGGAAUUAUGAACAUGGAUAGCAAUGACAGCAAGGCCGAUCUGCAAUCAUUAAAUGAAUCACUUCAAGAUUUGCUUGAUGGAAUUCAUGAAGAUUUUUACGCUGUAGUGGAUUGGGCAUACAAGAUUGAUCCUUUACGUUGCAUAUCGAUGCAUUUGAUAACAGAGCGCUAUCUAUCUGGCCAGCAAGCUGAUGCAGCAGGAUUUGUACGUGUCUUGCUUGGUUACCUAGCGUCAAAAAUUUCUUUGCAGUUCAACCGGUUUGUUGAUGAGGCUUGUCAUCAAAUUGAAAGAAAUGAGCAUAAUGUGCGUCAAAUGGGAAUCUUACCAUACAUACCUCGCUUUGCAACUCUAGCCAUCCGCAUGGAACAGUACGCCCAGGGACAAUCUAGGGACUUGGUUGAUCAGGCAUACACAAAACUUGUUAGUAUUAUAUUUGUGACUCUCGAAAAAGUUGCACAAACAGAUCCCAAAACCUACGAUAUAUUUCUUUUGGAAAACUAUGCAGCAUUUCUAAAUAGCUUGUAUGACGUAGCCAAUUUUGUGCCCACCUUAGCCAAAUUUUAUCAACAAGCAAGUGGAGCUUAUGAGGAAGCAUGUAUGCGUCAUAUCAACAUGUUAAUACAUUCUCAAUUUGAGCGACUUUUCCAGUUUGCUCGGAAGAUUAAGGAUUUAAUGUUUACAGUUUCACCGGAAGAGAUACAGUUCCAGCUUGGAUUGUCUAAAAUGGAAUUCCGGAAGAUGCUAAAAUCCAGUUUAUCUGGGUUUGACAAGUCUAUCGCUGCAAUGCAUAAGAAGUUGCAGAAGAGCUUAACAUCCCAGGAAUUGUUACCCUCCUUGUGGGAAAUGUGCAAGAAAGCAUUUAUGGACAAAUACGUUGGCAUCACCCAACUUGCAGCCAGAAUUUACCCGACGGAAAGCAUCCCUUCGGUCAGCGAGAUAAGAAAUCUUCUUGCUUCCUUGUAAAGGGUAAGAAUUCCCCCAGUACAAAAUCCAUUUUUGUGCUUCUAUUUGGAGUCGAUAACUGCUGUAUUAGCUUUUGCUUUAGAUCUAUAUACCUAUUAAAGGACUUUCUUGAUGACAGGUGGCACACACCCACCAUUCUUUUUUAUUAUUUUCCAUUUUUAUAAAAUGGUUUAAUCCUUUAAUAUAUAAACUUUGUAUUCAA